Messenger RNA from Zophobas morio, 2741 nucleotides. RefSeq names its product oxysterol-binding protein-related protein 11-like. The transcript is spliced from 18 exons. Gene Ontology annotation, cellular component: cytosol; membrane; intracellular membrane-bounded organelle. Gene Ontology annotation, molecular function: sterol binding. The record is from RefSeq and is a predicted model, not a curated record. The coding region runs from base 80 to 1870 and encodes 596 amino acids. NCBI's taxonomy places the organism in Eukaryota, Metazoa, Arthropoda, Insecta, Coleoptera, Tenebrionidae.
GACCGCUAAAUCGCUCCUUCUGUGCGCUUGUCAUUUGCUGCCUUAUCGAAAUUCAAAAAUCGGAUGAAUAAUAAAAACGAUGGGGAAAGCGUUAUGUAAAAAGGAGGGGCAUCUUAUCAAAUGGACAAAUUACGUCACAGGUUGGAAAGAACGAUACUUUUGCCUGCGGCGGUCAACCUUGUAUUAUUAUUCGAGUAAAAAGGAUAAAAAUUCUAAGGCAAGAGGAAAAAUUUCUUUGACCAGAGCGCAUAUUAUGGUUGAUUCAAAGGAUGAUUGCUUGAUAACAGUAAUAGGAGACUCGAAAAUGUAUUUUUUGAAAGCUCUUAAACCGGAAGAACGGGAUGAAUGGGUUAAAGUUUUAAAUUCUGUUUCUAAGGAAGGAGGGUUCAUCCCAGCAAUAAAAGAAAGUCAGCUGGAUUUCAUUGAAAAGCAAAUAUACGAAAUUCGCGCAUGUAAGAAGGCUCUCUUCCAGCACAUUAAGGAUUUGUCCUCACACCUUAAAGAAACUCAGCAAGAUCAGUUCAGCCUUUCUUCUGCUUUAUUAAUUAAAGAUACGGCCAAUAUACUUACAUUCAAUAUUGAGGGUUGUGCAAAGAUAAUCACAGAUGUCGUCCGUAGCGAGCGGUCCACUUGUGAAGAUUUAAAAAGCAUGGAGGCGGUGCUAAACGAGCCAAGUUACGAAAGCAGCACUUCUUCACAAGGUUUCUACGACGCUCAUACCGAUCAAUCCUUAGAACACUCAAGCCAGCAUGAUUUCUCCUCGCUCUCUGGCUGUUCUCAAAGCUCCAACGAGAGCAGUAGCAGCCCCGAGAAGAACAACUCGGACGGACAGAAGUCUGUUAUCCUUUCCAUUCUAUCCCAAUUGCGUAUGGGGAUGGACUUGACAAAGGUCACUUUGCCUACGUUCGUCUUGGAAAGGCGCUCAUUGUUAGAAAUGUACGCCGAUUUCAUGUGCCACCCUGACAUUUUUUCACGUACCCCCGAUGGCUCUUGCGCGAAGGAACGCAUGAUGAAUGUUGUCUACUGGUACCUGACCUGCUUUCAUGAGGGUCGAAAGAGUGGUGUUGCCAAAAAACCGUACAACCCUCUUCUCGGCGAAGUGUUCUUUUGCCGUUGGCCUCUAGGCGAAAAACUCGGCGAGUGCAGGUAUGUGGCCGAGCAGGUCUCGCACCACCCACCUGUUUCUGCCUUCUAUGCCGAAAGCAAAAAGAAAAGAGUAUACAUCAACUCCUAUAUUCACACCAAGUCUAAGUUCUUGGGGACGUCUGUGGGGGUCCAGAACAUUGGGCAAGCUAAGCUUUCUCUUUUGGACUUUGAAGAAGACUAUACUAUAACAUGGCCUAGUGCUUAUGCGAGAUCCAUACUAAGCGUUCCAUGGGUGGAACUCACAGGGAAGACGGUAAUACACUGCGAACAGUCGUCAUUUCAAGCUAAUAUAGAAUUUCUUUCAAAGCCCGUUUUUGGAGGGGCGCCCCACUGUAUUACUUGCUCCGUGCGAGAUGCAAAUAACCAGGAAAUUUGCAGCAUCGAAGGAAAAUGGAAUGACAAGCUUUACAUAACAGAUGCCUUUACAAAGAAAACAAACCUUUUUGCGGACACACAGAAUUUGAAGGUCAUUAAAAAACGAGUCAAACCGAUUUACAAACAAGGCGCAGACGAGUCAAGAAGGAGGUGGAAAAAUGUGAGUGAUGCCCUAAAAAGGGGGGACAUCGCCAAGGCUACUGAAGAAAAAAGCAAGCUCGAAAAAAUUCAGCGCGAGGAGGCCGAGGACAGGGAGAAAAAAAAUGUUAUUUGGGUUAACAAACACUUUCAAAAAAGCUCGCAUGGAGGUUGGCUUUACAUGACGCCGCUCUCUAAGGAAGACACAUAGCUGUAAAAUAUAAAGAAAAAACUGCCUUUUAUUAUAAAUCAGCAAAUGUACUCAACUUCCCGUAUAUACUCGCCUGUGUUACUCGAAAGUUAGAAGCUCACAGUGUGCACGGCUUGGCUUGGCACAAUCUCAAAAAUCGCAGAGGUACCCGGAUGUAACUGGUGGCUUCUCGCGCCAUCAAUCACCAAUCGGGCUUCAGAACGCGACUUUAUUAUAAUUUUAUGGGCGUAACCCUUGUGGACGUGCCCUCUGAAGAUCCCAGAAUUAAUUAGCUCUCGGACUCCGAAUUUCAUGCGGGGAUCGUCAGGGGGGUACACGAUCGACUCAUUGUACUCAUCAGUAAUGUCUCCUACGCUUAAAUGCGAGAGAUCAACGUUGGCUCUCCUCUCGACUAUUUUUAUAAGUUCUGAAACGUCGUCUUUCCAGAGUUUCUUGGUAUUAAAAAGCCACGCACUAGAGCCUGUCCCAGUGGAUACCAAAAAACCUGAGGAUUUCUGUUUUUCUUUAAUAUUUAUAAUCUGCCUGCCCGACCGAUCUCGCAAACCGCAGACCUCAAUUUCAUAAUAACAGGUCUUCGAGGGAUUAUUUUCCACAAAAAGAACAUCAUUCAAAGCCAAGUCGGGCAGAAUGCGCUUGUCGAUGUCCGAAUAGACGACAGUGAUUUGGAUGCGAUUUCGCUUAAGCCACUUGAACUGGCCAAUUAAAAGGCGCUGCACAACCUCUUCCAAUCCACGUGGCUUUCCAUCGCAGCUUGCGAAGCGUAAACAGAGGUGACCAGCGGAUCUUUCAGGAUCAGUAUUGAUUCCAAUAAUUGGAAUACGUGAGCCUCCCUUUACCUUUGAAGAGACUUCUAAGAAGGUGCCAUCACCUC